AUGCAUCGUCUGCUCGAUUGUAAAAACUGGGAUAUUUAUAUAUAUAAGGAUUGGGGAGGAGUCUGUAAGCUCCAUCGGGGUCAUCAUGGAGGUAUGGCUAGACUUUGGCAUUAUUGUCCUUUGUAUAGGAUUUCAUCACUCUGUUUGUUAGAUAUCGUGGAAAUUUUACUUGAACAUAGCUUUAAUUUCGGUAAUCCGACAGUAUCAUUUUCAUUAUUAAGUUAUGGUAUUUGGGUUUUAUCACUCCUGAAAUGGCAAGAAAAUCAUGGCGUAUUUUUGAGCGUUAACUCCAUUUUAGGUUGCAUGAACCGUCCAAUUUAUUCAGAGAAUUAUUUUGUUCGUUUUUGA
This is a messenger RNA of Loa loa (African eye worm), 348 nucleotides long. RefSeq lists its product as hypothetical. Lineage: Eukaryota; Metazoa; Nematoda; Chromadorea; Rhabditida; Onchocercidae. The transcript is spliced from 2 exons. The record is from RefSeq and is a predicted model, not a curated record. Bases 1 to 348 code for a protein of 115 amino acids.